Cinclus cinclus is the source of this 2508-nucleotide messenger RNA. It is a transcript of the gene GPLD1, whose product is annotated as glycosylphosphatidylinositol specific phospholipase D1. Gene Ontology annotation, cellular component: extracellular region; extracellular matrix. Gene Ontology annotation, molecular function: GPI anchor phospholipase D activity. Lineage: Eukaryota; Metazoa; Chordata; Aves; Passeriformes; Cinclidae. The coding region runs from base 1 to 2508 and encodes 835 amino acids. The transcript has 25 exons. The record is from RefSeq and is a predicted model, not a curated record.
AUGGUUGGUCUGAAGAUUUGGUUUGUCUUGCUGGUUAUACUCUACCAUUUCUGUCAAAGAUGUAUUCCGUGUGGAAUUUCAACACAUGUUGAAAUAGCACACAGAGCUCUGGAAUUUUUCAUUAAGCAUGAAGGGAGUGUUAAUUAUAGACAGUUAUUACUAAAUCACCAAGAUGCUUUUCAAGCUGGGAGCAUUUAUCCUGAUGCCUUUUAUCCUCCAAUCUGCAAACAUGGAAUGUUCCAUGAUGUAUCUGAAGACACUCACUGGUCACCAUUUCUCAAAACAAGCAUUGACUACAUCAGAAGGAAUUAUCCUCAGCCUUGGGAAGAGGCUACAGAGAAGCUGGUGGCUUUCCUGUUUGGAAUUGCUUCACAUAUUGUGGCAGAUGUUAGCUGGCAUAGCCUGGGCAUCGACCAAGGAUUUCUAAAGGCCAUGGGAGAAAUUGAUUUUCAUGGUUCAUACCCAGAAGCUCACAGUGUUGGAGAUUUUGGAGGAGAUGUAGUGAGUCAGUUUGAGCUGGACUUCAGUUACCUGGCAUCAAGUUGGUAUGUACCUGUCAAAGACCUAGCAGCUAUCUAUAAGGAAUUUUAUGGAAAAGAGAUCAUAACUGAAAGUGCAAUUGCUGAAUGUACUUAUCUGCUGUUUUUUGAACUGCAUGGAGAAAGGCUUCUUGUUGGCAAGCUUUUUCCAACAUUUGCUAGUAAAUCUUCAUUUCUGGUGGAGAAAUUCCAUGAAUAUUUCCUUGGAGGAGUGGAUGACAUGGCAUUCUGGACCAACAACAUUUUUGAGCUGACCAGCCAUAUGCUAGAGAAUGGAACCAGUGACUGCUACCUGCCUGAAAACCCUCUGUUCAUAAACUGCACAAAGGAGCACAAGGACAACCACAUAAACAAACAAUCAAAACAUGACCAUCACAAGAAUACAACUUCUUUGCUUACAGAAACACUUGAGAAGAAUAUAAACUAUACAGAGAGAGGAGUUCAAUUCAACUUACAGCCUUGGGCAACAAAAUCCCUUCGCUUGAUAAACCGUGCUUUUAAAACCAAUGUCUGGAGAGCGUUAGGAGCUACACAUCAGAAAUCUUCUAAGCGCAUCUCCAAGCCAGCAGCUUCAUAUUUUCUGACUUCACCCUAUGCAAGGCUUGGAUGGGCACUGAUCUCAGCUGACCUAAACCAGGAUGGAUAUGAAGAUCUGGUGGCUGGAGCACCAGGAUACAGCACCAUGGGCCAUGUUCAAAUAGGAAGGGUGUAUGUGGUCUAUGGCAACCAGACAGGUUUGCCACCAGAGAACAUGGAUCUGGAUGCAAAAGCUGACCAAGUACUACAGGGUCAACAGCCUUCAGGAAGAUUUGGUUCUGCCUUGGCAGUCUUGGACUUCAAUGAGGAUGGAGUGCCAGAUCUGGCAAUUGGAGCACCUUCUGUGGGAUCUCAGUAUCUUACUUACAAAGGUGCUGUGUAUAUCUACUUUGGAACUGAAGGAAGAGGCUUGGCACCUCAGCCAAAUGUUACCAUAACUUGUCAGUAUUCCUACUGUAAUUUUGGUUGGUCCCUCCUGGCAGCUGAUGUUGAUGGAAAUGGAAAUGCUGAUCUGGUUGUGGGCUCUCCAUAUGCACCCGGUGGUGGGAAGCAGAGAGGAUUUGUGGUUGCAUUUUACUCUCAUUUCAACAGGAGUGACCAAGGACUUCUGUCAAUACAGGAUGCCAACUGGAUGGUGGAGGGGGAAGAAAACUAUGCUUGGUUUGGAUUUUCACUUGCCAGCUGCCAGCUGGAGAACGUGACAUUACUGCUGAUUGGUAGCCCGACAUGGAAGACUUGUUCUAGCUGCAAUCCCCUCUUGCCGGAUGUCAGACAGAGUGUUGGGAAGGUGUACGGGUAUAACCCACCAAGUACAGAGCGCUGGUUUGAGAUAACUGGAGACAAGGAGAUGGGAAGAAUGGGUUUGUCUCUGGCCAGUGGUGUGCUGUCUGUGGCUGGGAACACAAGGAAAGUUUUGGUGGUGGGUGCACCUACUGCAGACAGCCUGUCUAGGAUUUUAUUUAUGUCUUCAGUGCUGCAUCAAGCUGGAUUGGCUCUGGUAUAUGACCUGUCAAACAGCACCAAACCUUCUCUACUCAGCACAUUCAGUGGGGACAGGAGGUUUUCUCGUUUUGGAGGAGACAUACACUUAAGUGAUCUGGAUAGCGAUGGGCUAGAUGAAAUGAUUGUGGCAUCCCCACUGCGAACUGAUGGUGUCACCUCAAUCCUGUCUGCUGGGGCUGCUGGCCGUGUUUAUAUUUACAAUGGCAGACAGGCAUCCUCAGGGAAUGUGACAGGCCACUGCACAUCAUGGACAUCUCCCUGUCCUGAGGACUGGGCACAGUAUGUCCUGGUUUCUCCUGAGGAACUAUCAAGAUUUGGGAGUUCCAUUACCACUGUGAAAUCUGAAAGAAAGAAAGAACUUGUAGUGGCAGCAGAGAGAAGUUCUGCGAAAGCUCGACUUGGUGGAAGACUUUUUGUCUAUUCGCUCUAA